AACCAUAUCUGCUACAGUGGCUUUAUUGGACUAUGCAACUUGAUACAGCCUUCAACGACCGAGAAGGCGUUCAGGAAAUUUAAAUCAAGCAUUUGUCAGGAAUCCCCGUUCGACAGAAUUGACGUCCUGACAUUUCCGACGAAGGAGUCCAUCGAAGUCUGUGGAGGCAAACGUCACAGGUAUCUGCUACUGGACAACACUCGGUUUCAAGUUCUGUCGACGAAGUGUGACCCCGUGGGUAAAAACUGGCUAGGUUGCAGCGCUUGA
Molecule: messenger RNA, 267 nt
Organism: Phytophthora sojae
Lineage: Eukaryota; Oomycota; Peronosporomycetes; Peronosporales; Peronosporaceae
Exons: 3
Source: RefSeq, a predicted model, not a curated record